Messenger RNA from Symbiodinium natans, 537 nucleotides. Lineage: Eukaryota; Dinophyceae; Suessiales; Symbiodiniaceae. The record is from the annotation of a GenBank genome assembly.
AUGCCUGGGCCACGGCCAGGGCGCUUGCGCUCCUUGUUUUUAAUGACAGCUUGGAUGGGAUGGCUGACAACUGCGAUGGCAUUCAAGACCGGCGAUUUCCCGAUCGAGAUGAUCAAUUCGAACAACUCGACGGUGACCCAGCUCGCGAACAAAGCCAUCGCCGACAACAUGGCUUACGACAUCAAGCAAAUGAACUCGAUCCCUGAUCCGGCAUUGAACAAGACCCGUGAAAACGAGACGGGUGAGAAUGCGAACGAGACGGGUGAGAAUGCGAAUGAAACCGACGCCGAAGGGUUGGGUGGCUUGGGAAGGACCCUCGAGUUCUUGAUGCUGAAGGUCACACAGCUCGAGACGCUCUGUGAAUUGCAGCAAGCUAAGAUCGUGUCCCUCGAGAAGACCGUCAAGGAGCUUUUGCAGAUCCCUGAGCACCUGGACGCCGACCACAAGGACAGCCAGGUAACACUUCUGCAGACGGACCCUGCUGCGCACAUGCAGGAGGGGGACAUAGGGGGACCCCCAACAGCAGAUCUUGCGUGA